Humulus lupulus (European hop) is the source of this 1198-nucleotide messenger RNA. RefSeq names its product importin subunit alpha-4-like. The transcript has 8 exons. Gene Ontology annotation, molecular function: nuclear import signal receptor activity; protein binding. Gene Ontology annotation, cellular component: nucleus. Gene Ontology annotation, biological process: NLS-bearing protein import into nucleus. Lineage: Eukaryota; Viridiplantae; Streptophyta; Magnoliopsida; Rosales; Cannabaceae. The record is from RefSeq and is a predicted model, not a curated record. The coding region runs from base 1 to 684 and encodes 227 amino acids.
AUGGUGAAUCUAAGCAUAAUAGUAUUGACUGUCAAUAUAAAUGGCUUUAUACAGGGCAUUCUAACAUCAUCUGAACAGGCUGUAAUUGAGGCCAAUAUCAUUCACCCGCUUGUACAUCUUCUCCAACAUUCAGAGUUCAAUAUAAAAAAGGAGGCUGCAUGGGCCAUCUUUAAUGCCACUUCCGGUGGCUCUCAUGAACAAAUCCAAUUUCUUGUUAGCCAAGGUUGCAUCGGCCCACUCUGUGAUCUCCUAAACUGUCCAGACGCAAGGAUUGUUAUCGUAUGCCUUGAGGGUCUGGAGAACAUUCUGAAGGUGGGUGAGGCAGACAAAGAAAUGGGACUAAAUGGCGGAGUCAAUAUAUAUGGUCAGGCAAUUGAUGAAUGUGAAGGAUUGGAUAAAAUCGAGAAUCUUCAGAAUCACGACAACCAUGAGAUUUAUGAGAAGGCUGUGAAGAUCAUGGAGAGAUAUUGGGCAGAAGAAGAAGAUGAGGAGCAAAACAUCCAGGAUAACGGGGAUGGAACUCAACAAGGUUUUCCUUUUGGAGAAAACCAGCCUACCCUACCCCCUGGUGGCUUCAAAUUUGGGGUGAGAAAGAAUGUCCAUAUUACAUGUGAUAUUCAGAACAUCUGCCAUUUCUGUCAAGGUCUGCUGCUAUUUUCCGGGAGUGUUUUGAUCCUAUUGUAGCAAGAUCUGUUCGUGAUUUGAUUCCUGUUAUGGUGUAUGGAAGAAACAUUUUUGGUCAAGAGUUUGGAAGAACGUACUGUGUAGUUUUAACUGUGAGGUCUAUUGUUGUAUCAGCUGGUCUUCUUAGGAUAUUUGGUCGUGAGGUAGCCGAGCUUCCCAUAGUGGCGACAACUAAAGAACACCAAGGGAAAGUAGGAACAAAUGAAACUUUGAUUAUUUUUCUUCUUCUUAGUAUUUUAGUUUUCUUUUCGUUAAUGUUAAGAAGCAGAAGAAGAAUAACUACUAAGUUGGUAUAUUUUGGUUUGUUAUAACAGGGCUAUUUCCAAGUAUUAUUUUCAUGUAUAGAGAAGUUGUUGGUUUCCCUGAAUGUGGAAAACUUUAAGGACAUUUUGUUGUUGAUGACAGUGUUGAAUGUUUUAAACUAAUUUGUGAAGGACAUUUUGUUGUUGAUGACAGUGUUGAAUGUUUUAAACUAAUUUGUGGAUUGUUAAUUUAAUGUUGAAUGUUUUUACUA